This is a messenger RNA of Didymodactylos carnosus, 683 nucleotides long. The record is from the annotation of a GenBank genome assembly. Lineage: Eukaryota; Metazoa; Rotifera; Eurotatoria; Philodinida; Philodinidae.
CCCCCCCCCCCCCCCCCCCCCCCCCCCCCCCCCCCCCCCCCCCCCCCCCCCCCCCCCCCCGCCCCCCCCCCCCUAAACGUAAUGAUAUUAUUUUACCAUAAUACUAAGUUUGGAUUUCUAAUAGCAUUAGCAUUAAUAUUUGUUCCAGUAUUUGUUGGUAAUUGUGUAAUUAUUAUUCUGUAUGUUAAAGUAUGCUAAAAAAAACUGAUUACAGAUGUUCCAGCGAAAUGAUAAUUUUUGGUGAACUAUAGAGUUGAAUAAUUUCUCUUUGAAAUAGUUGAACUUUUAUAUGCUUGGAUUUCAGACUGUACGUGUAGAAAAGUAUAUAUAUAUGUAUUACAUGAUUAAACAAUUUUUAAGAAAAAUAUUGUUUCUAGGAAAUUUGAUCUCAUUUUGUUAAUUUUGUCAUCAUUACAUAAUUUAAUAAUUUUUCUUGAUUAUCAAAUAUAGAAAUAGUGGACACACCAACAGAAGCAGCGAGCACACUUCCGGAUACUACUGCAUCAGAACCAACAGCCAAAUCAUUAACUUCAGUAGCAUUAGCCGAAGAAACUAUACAACGGUCUGCUAAUGCGACAGAAACUACGAGCGAAUCAUUAUUUCCUGGUGCAACAGGGUCCAGUUGUGUUCAACUGUCUCUUGGAACACCUAAUAGAUCUGAAUAUGACAUAAUGAUUGAAUAA